AUGGCGCCUCUAGCUAGAGUGUGUGUUUGCUCCUGCGGCGCCGAGGUGCUGCAUGUGCCGCCGGAGCUCGCGCCGGCUGUCGACCAGUACGUGGAGCCGGUCCCGCGGUGGGCGUGUCCGCGCCGCUCUGGCGUGCUGACUUGGCUCGUGCUCCUGUCCAUCCCUUCGGCCUCCUUCCUCUUCCUCAUCGGGCCGCAUCUGGCUGCGCGGGACGGGGUACACCUCGUCGCCGCCGUGGCGCUCACCUACCUCGUCUCGACCACCUUCAUGGCGCUCGCCGCCUUUUCCGACCCCGGCACCAUCCCGCCGAACCGGGACCCGGACGUGCGGCGGGCGGUGCAGCAGCGCUCGCCCGUGGAGGUGACGGUGCGCGGGACUCGGCUCACGCUCAAGCACUGCGCCACGUGCGGCAUCCACCGGCCGCCUCGCUCGGCGCACUGCCCCGGCGGGCGGCGCCUCCUCAGGGCUGCGGCUGCGAGUAGGUGGGACCACUACUGCCCGUGGAUCGGCAACUCGGUCGGCCGGCGCAACUACCCCUUCUUCCUCCUCUUCGUCGCCUCGACCCUCGCCCACUCCCUCCUCACGGCCGUGGCGAGCGUGCUGCACCUGACAGAGGUCGCCGCCUCGCUCGCGGCCUCCGCCGACGACGCCGCGGCAGCCUCGGCCGUCGUCGUCGCCGCCGCCGCCUCCCCCGGGCCCGUGGCGCUGCUCGCGUACUGCGCCCUCGCCUCCGGCCUGCUCGGGCUGCUGCUCGCCUACCACGUCUUCCUCGUCUCGACGAACCAGACGACCUACGAGAACGUGCGCGCCGAGUGGGCCUUCAAGCCCAACCCGUUCGACAGCGGU
Emiliania huxleyi CCMP1516 is the source of this 846-nucleotide messenger RNA. RefSeq lists its product as hypothetical. Gene Ontology annotation, molecular function: protein-cysteine S-palmitoyltransferase activity. The record is from RefSeq and is a predicted model, not a curated record. Gene Ontology annotation, biological process: peptidyl-L-cysteine S-palmitoylation; protein targeting to membrane. Gene Ontology annotation, cellular component: Golgi apparatus; endoplasmic reticulum. The annotation marks the transcript as partial. Lineage: Eukaryota; Haptophyta; Isochrysidales; Noelaerhabdaceae. The transcript has 3 exons.